Molecule: messenger RNA, 993 nt
Organism: Lingula anatina
Lineage: Eukaryota; Metazoa; Brachiopoda; Lingulata; Lingulida; Lingulidae
Source: RefSeq, a predicted model, not a curated record
AUGACUAGUGCUGGGACUAUUUACUUCACCACCCCUAAGGCAACAUCUACAACUACUACCCCUGCCACAACUACAACUACUACCCCUAUGACUAGUGCUGGGACUAUUUACUUUCCUUAUGUAUCACCAAAUGCAACUGUUAUCCCAAAGUGGUGCGGCGGUGCACUACGUCAAUCACCCCUGACUAGGCCACCUGUCGGAUGGCAGAUGUACUACAUCGGCCCGGACGACAGACACCUGUGGAGCAAAACAUGUUCUGAUCUCAUUCAGUGUAUACCAGGAAUUGGCAGUGCUUCCAAUGUUCUCCGUCGUGGCGGAAAUUUUGGCUGCUGGCGAGGCAAACAACCACUAGACCCUGCUGCCACAGUCCGGGGCAGUUGUAAAUCGAAUUAUCAACACACCGGCAAACUUGCGGAUUGUUCUGACUGUUCUUACUUUGGCGUGUGCGUUAAUACGUCCGGUGGUGCGUAAAAUCAACGAAUGGAGACAGAUUUAUUCUAAACAAAGCUGAUUUUAUUUUUCACUGACUUGGUCCCACGUAUAUUGUAUCGAGGUCUUUAUUUCACACCUGUGCAGUCGAAAAAGUGGCAGAAUAAAAUUAAAUAAAUGACGUGGCUAUAUAGUAUUCAGACUAAGAUCUAGUUGGUAAAAGAGUAAAUCUUUUGUAAAGAUAAUAAACCCGUCAGGUUUGCUGUUUUGGCCCUUUCUCAAAGAAUAUUGAUUACUUGACUGAUCCCCUUUUAUCACAUUAACAAAAGCGACAAUCGUGAAAAACCUAUGUCACGUAUCACUUGUUGGUUUUUUAUCAGUUUCAGGUGUCCUCGAUCUUGGGUGACAUCCGCCAUGUUUGUUUUAGAGUUGCAAAAUUAAUCAACUGCAACAAUUGCUCUGAGCAGAUGAUAUAUCACACUAUAAUGAGAGGAUUUAUCACAUUCAAAAUGACUGUAAGCAGUAAAGGCUAUUUACAGGGAAUGCAAUACAAUACACAGAUUG